AUGGACAGCUCCAGAGCGGGCCUGCGUCCAGGGCGGCCGCCGAGCCGGCCUGGACUGAGGGACCGGGCUGGCUGUUCAAGCCGGAGGGCUGGAGAUGGGCAGACCCCGUGCACGAAUAGGGGACUAUGCAGACGCGACGGGGGGCAGCUGGCCCUAGCUGGGAGAUCUGACACAGCCACAGCAGGUGUCUGGAGCUCCCGGGACUGGGCCGAGGAAGAGAAUCGCCGCACGGGACAGCAGGGCUGGACCGGCGGCGAGGUGGGACUAAAGGUUGGAUUUUAAGGCGGGGGCGGCUCCCGGAGGCACGCGCUCAGGUUGGAAGGUGGGGUGAAUGGCCGGUCGGCGAGUGCACCUUACUCUGCACCCCUGCGCCCACCUUGGGAACUGCACGCGGCACCCUCACCCCCCACGCUGAUGAUAGUACGGCCUGCAGGCCUCCCCUGGCGAACGAAGCUAAUGGUUCGUUCCACCCCGCCCACACAGAGGCUGCCCACCGGCUCCGCAGCUUCUCGGGACUCCCCGUCAGACCAACUACAGAAGGGGUUUGGCCUUCGCCCUCAGUCUCUCUUAAGGGCAGGGGACGUUGUCUUCGGCUCUGACCCCGCACUCGGACCCAGACCAGGUCCCAGCCUCCGCCUUGGACUUAUGCCUAGGAAGCCGGCCAACCACCGCCUUCAGACCUUGGGGGAAAGUUCUGCCUCUGCUCUCAGGCUCUGAAAAGCAGUCUCUGGACUUCAGCUUCUCUCCACCCACCCCCAACAUCUCAAGACACUCUAGCCCCAGGAUGCAGGACAGAUACACAGACACUCAAUGAGGGUCAAAGAUCUUUAAAUAAGGAGCCAGU
Molecule: messenger RNA, 844 nt
Organism: Herpailurus yagouaroundi (jaguarundi)
Lineage: Eukaryota; Metazoa; Chordata; Mammalia; Carnivora; Felidae
Gene: CUNH19orf73
Product: chromosome unknown C19orf73 homolog
Source: RefSeq, a predicted model, not a curated record